AUGAGUGCUGACAAAAGUGUCAAACUGGUCGUUGUGGGGGACGCCUUUGUUGGCAAAACAAGGUCAGUUCAUAAUAUUUUUUACUUUUUGUUGUAAUCUCUGCCACUUCUGCAUUAGUCAUCUUUGAAUAUAUUUUCUGUUCUUCGAUUUCCCGAAGUCUGUUUUAACAAAUGAUUCAUGUAUACAAUUGUGUAAUGACUGCUCUAAUUUCAGUCUCAUUUUCGCUUACACUCAACAGAAAUUCAUCGAAGAUUAUGAGCCUACAGUAUUUCAAAACUACUCCGCCAGUGUGAUACUAGAUCGUCGGAAAGUCAAUCUUAAUCUUUUCGAUACGACUGGCUCCACUCAAGAGAAGUUAGUUCGACUCCGGACACUUUCAUACCCUCAGGCAGAUGUCGUUUUACUAUGUUUUUCAUUGGUGGAUCCACUUUCUCUGGACUCAUGUAGAAGACGAUGGAUCCCGGAAAUACGACGACAUACACAAGCACCCGUUCUUUUGGUCGGGAUAAAGGAAGAUCUGGUCGAAAGAGCACCUCUGGACAAAAGGGUUGACCGAAAACAGGCACUUCGGAUAGCUCAUGAGGUAAGAAAAACAUUACUUUUUAAUUUUUAUAUGGCAGUGCUUACCAUUAAUAAGAAUACGUUAAAAAGGCUGCCUUCAUUUGGGACAGACCAAAAAUCGGUGGUUGAAUUGAGUGCAUCUAGGUUUUUAACAGCUGGACGCUGCUUGGGACUGAAAAAAGAAGAGCGGCUUACGUUUUUACCAAGAGAAUUGAAGUCAGUGCCGGACGUCUUAAGUCGCUAGCAAACCGUUGCAAGUAUCAGUCUGUCGGGAAAAUAACGGCGGAUCGUCGCGCCUCGGAAUCGCCCAUCAUCGCUUUGCGACUGCAAGCCGCGGCAUGGGAUUUGGUGCGCGACAGCGGCGAGGCGAGACAUUUCGCUGCGACAAUCCGCCGUUAUUUUUCCGACAGACGGGUCGUCGCAGCAAAAUGUCUCGCCUCGUCGCAAUCGCGCACCGAAAUCCCAGCCGCGGCUUGCCGUCGCAAAGCGAUGAUGAGCGAUUCCAAGACCACAGUAUUUUCCCGACAGACUGAUAAUAGCUACCAGUCGGAUUAAGGUUGAUGUAGGUUGGAACGGUCGCCAAACCUCCUUUCUUCCCAAAAACUUCAGAAGGCAUGCGGUGGGUCUACUAUAUAGCUCUUCCGGACUGAACCCGGCGACACGCACUGUGAGAAAACAAAGGUGUACCUUGCACUGGGCAAUUUUUUGCUAUUUUCACCGUACAGUAGGCUUUUUUAAGCUGUCGCUCGCACCCUGCCAGAGGCCCUCUAACGUUCUGUCUACUGUUCAGACUCCAAAGAGCAUAAGCGAUUUGGGCUCUUUGACUACUUUUUUGUGUAUCGUUUUUCAGGCGGGGUAGUUUAGUUGAUAGUUGUGAAGUAGCCCAACCCAUCUUCCCCUAAUCUAAACUGGCUGUGGAAAUUUUAUUUGCAUCAAGGGAAUUUUGCCCUAAAUGAAAGGUUAUGAUAAAAACUAAAUGAUGCAGCGAAUAUUAGCUGUUAACUGAUCACAGAUUAAACUUUUCCUUCCCGUUAUUAUUGUGAGAAGUUUUAGAUUGGAUGUCAAAAACUACUGACCUGUUCGGCCCUCACAUUACGCGGUCUAAAACGAGUAUUCGAUGAAGCUUUAAUGUUGGCAUCGAGUGAUCAUCUCGUCGAAUCAAAGCCUCAAACAACCCAAUUUGGAUCAUGCUGUUGCCUCUUUUAA
Bursaphelenchus xylophilus (pine wood nematode) is the source of this 1767-nucleotide messenger RNA. The record is from the annotation of a GenBank genome assembly. Lineage: Eukaryota; Metazoa; Nematoda; Chromadorea; Rhabditida; Aphelenchoididae.